Eremothecium cymbalariae DBVPG#7215 is the source of this 3240-nucleotide messenger RNA. RefSeq lists its product as uncharacterized. The coding region runs from base 1 to 3240 and encodes 1079 amino acids. The record is from RefSeq and is a predicted model, not a curated record. The transcript has a single exon. Gene Ontology annotation, cellular component: early endosome; plasma membrane; late endosome. NCBI's taxonomy places the organism in Eukaryota, Fungi, Ascomycota, Saccharomycetes, Saccharomycetales, Saccharomycetaceae. Gene Ontology annotation, biological process: early endosome to late endosome transport. Gene Ontology annotation, molecular function: guanyl-nucleotide exchange factor activity; SNARE binding.
AUGCCAUAUCAUCUUCCAGUAUUGUUAAAUCCUUUGGUUAACGCGGUAUUUAAUUGUCCAACACCAACUACUUCCCCACUAAAGAAACUUUUUAAUAAUGUUAAGGGACAGCGGUUCAUCCUCCUGGUACCCUCCACAGAUGUUCUAUUACAAUAUCAAGAUUUGGAUUCUGGAUUACCACUGUCUGAGUUAUGCUAUAACUAUGAUUUUGUUGCUUCACAUAUAUUAAUACAGCUCCAAGAGAGCAAGGUUACAGAACAAGAAUACAGAACUCUUAAUGGAAAUUCUGUUAUCAUACGAUCACAGGCUGGCAUCGUUAUGUCCAAGCCAGAGCUCAGAAAAUGCCGGGUUAAAAGUUACGAAGUACUUCGGAAUUUUAACGACUAUUUGAGUAAUGUAAUAUAUUUUCCUCUAUUACAUAUUGACAGGCCUUUGGUAGGUGCCUUGGUUCGAAAUGAUGAGCUGCAAGUAUUUGGGUCCUAUGAGAUGCAUAAUCCAAGUAAAAGCAAAACGAUUAAUACUAUAUCGGAAAAUCAUAUACCAUUUGAGAAGUUUAUAAGGUUAUAUCCGCAACUUGGAGCCCAACUGGAUGGAUAUUUUCAGAGAGACCGGCAGCGCAUACGUAAUGAAGUGGACCAAUUAGACAAACUCAUUAAAAUCUUCAAGGAUCUAGUUAUAGAUGUAUAUGGAGUUAUUAAGGAGGAUAAGAAUUUUAGAAAUUAUAUGGAACUACUAAAUGUAACCCAAGAAUAUGUUGAAUUGAACAUGUAUGAGGAUAUAUGGUUAAAAUUGGUUCAGUUAAAUGGGUCGAAAGAGCCCGAUAGAGUAUCUGGAUACAGCUCAACAAAGUAUAUUUCAUUGAACAAUGUGGCAACGAUUCUAUACCCGGAAGGUACAAAUAGCUUUGAUCUUAGGGUAGUAACAGAGGUAGAAAAAAGGGUAGUAAAAGCAACAGAUUGUUUUGCAAAGCUAUCAUUAACGAACAGCCAUAAUGAAAAGGCUAAAAUAGUUGUCUCCACUUUUCAGAUAUUGACAACGAAAAUGGAAUAUACCUCAAUUGAUCCUACUAUUGAUGCGGAUACCUUGAUUGGACUAAUGCUUGUUGUACUUUGUAGAUCACAAGUCAAGAAUCUGAAAAGUCAUUUGGAGUACCUUCGGGAAUUUGCGCCAAGACCAGAUGACGUUAAGUUUGGCCUAACUGGCUAUUCUUUAUCCACAAUUGAAGCAGUUUUGGCGUACUUUGAAGCUGGUGAUGGAACUGAAAAGCUUAAAAAGCUAAUUUCAUUAUCGGAAGCAAAUAGGGUGUUUUGGGAUUUAAUUCGAAGUGGUGUAGCGGUGUCAUUGUCAAGUUAUAAGAAUAGUUUGAUUUCAAGAUCCUCUAACUGUGAAUCCUCUUUAUCGAUUUGCAUUCAUGCAGGAAGGCUUGAUCUUAUUAAAGAAAUUCUUCUUAAUUACCAAGAACAAAUUAAGUUGGAAGAUUUGUUAUUUGAUGUGAAUCAGGCAAACUCAACGUUACUUAUACAGGCAUUAGAAACCGGGCAUGAUGAAAUCGCUGAGUUACUUAUAGAUGUGAUGAUUUCUAACUGUACAAAUAAUGAAUUCUACGAAUAUGUAAAUAGAAGUAAUAGUGCUGGUAGAACUGUUGCUCAUUAUUUGCCUCAAGCUUUUAGCAUUAUUGAAAAAAUAGGACUAUAUUUGGAUUGGAGAAAGAAGGAUGUAAAUAUGCACACGCCGCUGUUUAUUAUUUGUAGAGCAUAUGAUCAACUUCACUAUUCAGAGAUGCUUUCAAGAAGCUUUGAAUAUGUGUUUGAAUAUUGUAGAAGAAGAGGUGAAGACUUCAGUUUUACGGACCAUGAAGAUCCAAUGGGUAAUUCAUUGUUGCACAUUAUGAAAGGGGGGAUUCAGUCAAUACUCUCGCAACCGAACAUUAAUGUGAAUAAAUCUAAUAUUAAGGGUAUGACGCCACUUAUGCUAUAUGCGAAGUAUAAUAGGAUUGAAAAUAUUCGAGAUAUCUUAGAAGAUAAGCGGUUAAUAGUUUCCAAAAUACAAAACCCCCAAACAUUGAAAGCAAUCGAUUAUGUGAAAAAUCCAAUGAUUUUGAACCUCAUUGGAACGCAUAUUGCAAAGAAUUCUCUAUAUGGCCUUCUUUCUGCCGAUGGGAUUAAGUUUGAAGACAAUUGUUGGUACCUUUGGAUCACGGUUAAAUUUUCUGAUAAUAGUUACAGUACCUUACGACAAUCUGUUAAAAACAUACAGGGAUUACUACAGUUUUACAAUAAAAAACACCCAAUGAACUUUCUUCCAAUUGAUCACAUAUUGAGUAUAUUGAAAAAUAUUGGAAAACCUGGCAUUCUUCCUGUCAUAAAUUUAGAAAAUUCGAUAUUCCUUGGAUUGUUGACUCAACUGUUAUCUGUCAUUGGGCAGAGGAACGAAUACAUGGCAGUUUUAAGGUACAAUGAAAGCGAUCUCUCUACAUGGUUGCGUACAAACAAUUUCAAACCUAGGGCCAACAAAGAUGAGAGGAUUGAACCUGAGGAAGUAAGCAGCAUUCAGAGUUUUUUAAAGUUCAAUCUAUCAGAAUUUUCUGAGAUUAAAGAGAAGUUUACCAUUUUAAGAAAACUGGUUGUGUUUCAGAGCUUGAAAGCCCAAGACAUUGAAUGCGCACAAAGAAUAAUUUACCAACAAAUGGAAAUCGUUUCUAACAGCGUUGGCCCUAGCGUUGAGAAGACUUUUAUUGGAAGCAAUGAAAAUUAUAGUCUAGACAGUUUCCAACAAGCUAUUGAGUUUAUAGCAAUGUGCCUGGAAACAUUGAGCUCUAAAAUUCAGUAUGUCUUAGAUUCGAAGGUAACUUUGUGGUGGAGACUUUAUGGGGAACUUUCUUCAUUGAGGAGAGAAUAUCAAAGGAAUUUUCCAAGUGAUUUUAAGUCCAGCGAUGUAUCAGGUGAGGAAAGCAAAGGAUUCUUUGAGUCAUAUAUAGAGGGGAAACGUCAAAAAACGGAAGACAAGCUGCAAGCAAGAUUAAGGGUAUGUAUAACGAAAUUGCAGACUCUUAGUGGGGAGCUUAAAAAGGAUCAUGAGAAUCUGGCCGAAGAAAUAAGUUUCUUCGUGACUUUCAAGAAUUUUGCAUACGAGAGUUUUGUGAUGAAAACAUACGCGAAUAUAUGUAUAAAGCAUCACAGGAAUAUUCUACAAGUUAUAGAGGAGUUUCGGAAGUAUAACUCAACCAAAGCAAAAAAUUAA